Molecule: messenger RNA, 3710 nt
Organism: Gopherus evgoodei (Goodes thornscrub tortoise)
Lineage: Eukaryota; Metazoa; Chordata; Testudines; Testudinidae
Gene: CDH11
Product: cadherin 11
Exons: 13
Coding region: 513-2891 (792 amino acids)
Biological process (GO): adherens junction organization; homophilic cell-cell adhesion; cell morphogenesis
Cellular component (GO): catenin complex; adherens junction; plasma membrane
Molecular function (GO): cadherin binding; calcium ion binding
Source: RefSeq, a predicted model, not a curated record
GCUCCCCCUCCCUCCUCCCGUCCCCUCCUUCCCCCGCUUCUAAUUCCUGCCGCUCGCUCCGAGCCUCAUUCAGCCGCCGCCGCCAGUGGAGUGUAACAGGCGGAGGAUGCUGCGGUGUCUGUUCAGUGUCUAGUUGUGAAUGGGACUUGCCUCCUCGCCCUCCGCCGCCGCAGGUGACAAGGGAAGCAGCCAGCCCGGCUGGACUCCCAGCAAGAGCUGAAAUAUCGGAUAAGUGGCAGCAGAAAAUCUGCAUUGUCAACACAGACUCAUUAAGUGGCCAUUCAAAUGGGUGGAAUAUGUUACAUAAAUUGGCAACAAGUUUCCAGUGGGUGAAGCAAUUAAGCUGGGAACCUGCAGAUCAUUAAAGUGAUGCACUUAAUGAAAGGUGGCAUCCUGUAUGCAGAACAUUACAUCUGAAAUUUUCCAGUAGCUCCAAGGUUCUUACUUCAGAGGUGGCUCUGGGUGGAAGGAGUAGAUUCUCGAAUACUCCUGUGCCUAUAAAUUAACCAAAAAUGAAGGAGGACAGUUGUUUACAUGCUGCUCUUAUCUGCCUGGGCAUGCUAUAUUAUAGCCAUGCCAUGUCUACAGAAAAACUUAACCCUUUAAGGCCAUCACUCCAUGGUCACCAUGAAAAAGGAAAAGAAGGGCAAGUUCUGCAUCGUUCAAAAAGAGGCUGGGUGUGGAAUCAGUUCUUCGUAAUAGAAGAGUACACAGGACCAGAUCCUGUACUAGUUGGCAAGCUUCAUUCAGAUAUUGAUUCUGGAGAUGGAAACAUUAAAUACAUUCUCUCAGGUGAAGGUGCAGGAAUCAUUUUUGUUAUUGAUGACAAAUCAGGGAACAUCCAUGCAACAAAGACACUGGACCGAGAAGAGAGAGCUCAGUAUAUACUAACGGCACAAGCUGUAGACAGAAACACUAACAGACCUUUGGAACCACCCUCUGAAUUCAUUGUGAAAGUUCAAGAUAUAAAUGACAACCCACCUGAGUUCCUACAUGAAAACUAUCAUGCAAAUGUGCCAGAGAGGUCCAACGUGGGUACAUCAGUUAUUCAGGUAACUGCUUCGGAUGCUGAUGAUCCUACCUAUGGGAACAGUGCCAAACUGGUUUACAGUAUUCUUGAAGGUCAGCCGUACUUCUCCGUGGAAGCACAAACAGGUAUUAUUAGAACUGCUCUUCCCAACAUGGACAGAGAAGCUAAGGAAGAAUAUCAUGUUGUAAUACAAGCAAAAGAUAUGGGAGGACACAUGGGAGGACUCUCAGGGACAACCAAAGUGACAAUUACACUUACUGAUGUCAAUGACAACCCACCAAAGUUCCCACAGAGUGUGUACCAGAUGUCAAUAUCAGAAGCAUCCAUACCAGGGGAAGAAGUAGGACGACUGAAGGCCAAAGAUCCAGAUAUUGGAGAAAAUGGCUUAGUGGCUUACAGCAUCAUUGAUGGAGAUGGUGUGGAGAUGUUUGAAAUUACAACAGAUUAUGAGACUCAGGAAGGUGUUGUAAAGCUUAAGAAGCUCCUAGAUUAUGAAACCAAAAAGUCCUACAGUCUGAAGGUAGAGGCAGCCAAUGUACAUAUUGAUCCUAAGUUCAUCAGCAAUGGACCAUUCAAGGAUACUGUAACUGUAAAGGUAGCAGUUGAGGAUGCUGAUGAGCCACCCAUAUUUUUAGCACCCAGUUAUAUUCUUGAAGUACAAGAGAACGCGGCAGCUGGUGCUGUUGUUGGGAGAGUACAUGCCAAAGACCCUGAUGCUGCAAAUAGUGCUAUAAGGUAUUCAAUUGAUCGUCACACUGACCUUGAAAGAUAUUUUAGUAUCAGUCCAGAAGAUGGUUACAUUAAGACCAUAAAAGCUCUGGAUAGGGAAGAAAUUGCUUGGCAUAAUAUCUCUGUCUUUGCAACUGAAGUCUACAACCGACAUCAGGAAGCCAAAGUUCCUGUAGCAAUUAAAGUCCUUGAUGUCAAUGACAAUGCUCCAAAAUUUGCAUCGACCUAUGAAGCAUUUAUUUGUGAAAAUGGUCAGAGCAACAAGGCAUUUAUUACAAUUACUGCUGAUGACAAGGAUGAUGCCGCCAAUGGACCGAGAUUUAUCUUCAGCUUACCACCUGAAAUUAUUCACAAUCCAAAUUUUACGCUCACAGACAACAGAGAUAAUACAGCGGGUAUUUAUGUUAGACGCGGUGGCUUUAGUCGACAAAAGCAGGAUUUAUACCUUCUUCCUAUUGUAAUAAGCGAUGGUGGAAUCCCUCCAAUGAGCAGCACCAAUACCCUCACUAUUAGAGUCUGUGGCUGUGACAGCAAUGGCUCCAUGCUCUCGUGUAAUGCUGAAGCUUACAUCCUCAAUGCUGGACUUAGCACUGGAGCUUUAAUUGCCAUUCUCGCUUGCAUUGUGAUUUUAUUAGUCAUUGUAGUGUUAUUUGUAACACUGAAAAGGCAGAAGAAAGAACCUUUAAUUGUUUUUGAAGAAGAAGAUGUCAGAGAGAACAUUAUAACUUAUGAUGAUGAAGGUGGUGGAGAGGAAGACACUGAAGCCUUUGACAUUGCUACUUUGCAGAACCCUGAUGGCAUCAAUGGGUUUAUUCCUCGUAAAGACAUAAAACCCGAGUAUCAGUAUAUGCCAAGACCAGGGCUUCGGCCAGCUCCUAAUAGUGUUGAUGUUGAUGAUUUCAUCAACACAAGAAUACAAGAGGCUGAUAAUGAUCCAACUGCUCCUCCUUAUGACUCUAUUCAGAUCUAUGGCUAUGAAGGAAGAGGCUCAGUGGCUGGUUCACUUAGCUCGUUAGAGUCAGCGACAACAGAUUCUGAUUUGGACUAUGACUAUCUACAAAACUGGGGACCUCGUUUUAAGAAACUAGCAGACUUGUAUGGUUCCAAAGACACUUUUGAUGAUGAUUCUUAACAAUAAAGUUACAAAUUUGGCCUUAAGAACUGUGUCUGAUGUUUUGAAGAAUCCAGAAGAAAUGUAAGCAGGUAUUUUUUUAAAAAUCAAGAAAAGGCUCAUUUAAACAUUUAAGUUUGACAAAGAGGAUUCCUUUAAUAAUAAUGAAAAGGACAUAAAAGUGGUAAAUACUGUGAAGUACCUUUUCUUACAAAAGGCAAAUAUAGAAGUUGGUUAUCAACUUCACUAGAGAAAAAAACCACUUGUGAAGUACAAAAUAUUUAAGGAAAGGAAAAUUCUAAAAGUGAACCUACAAAUGAGGGAAAUCUUUUAUGUAUUAUGAACAUCUAAAUCUUUUAUGUCAAAGAAGCUUCCACACAUUAGAAAAAGAUAACAGUUCUGAGCUGUAAUUUCGCCUUAAACUAUGGACACUCGUAUAUGUAGUGCAUUUUUAAACUUGAAAUAUAUAAUAUUCAGCCAGCUUAAACCCAUAUGAUGUAUGUACAGUACAAUGUACAAUUAUAAUGUCUCUUGAGCAUCAGACUUGUUACUGCUGAUUCUUGUAAAUCUUUUUGCUUAUACUUUCAUCUUGAACUAAUACGUGCCAGAUAUAAAACUCUGUCUUGUUGCAGUGGGAGGCGCCCUAUUUCUAUGUCAUUUUUAAUGUAUCUAUUUGUACAAUUUUAAAGUUCUUAUUUUAGUAUACAUACAAAUAUCAGUAUUCUGACAUGUAAGAAAUGUUACAGCAUCACACUUAUAUUUUAUGAACAUUGUACUGUUGCUUUAAUAUGUGCUUCAAUAUAAGAAGCAGACUUUGAAAUAAAAUGAUUCUUUUUUUAA